Molecule: messenger RNA, 1509 nt
Organism: Aspergillus niger
Lineage: Eukaryota; Fungi; Ascomycota; Eurotiomycetes; Eurotiales; Aspergillaceae
Exons: 3
Coding region: 1-1509 (502 amino acids)
Molecular function (GO): oxidoreductase activity, acting on the aldehyde or oxo group of donors, NAD or NADP as acceptor
Source: RefSeq, a predicted model, not a curated record
AUGAGCGAUCUGUCCGUGCAGCUGACAGCCCCGAAUGGGCGCACAUACGCCCAGCCGGUUGGUUUGUUCAUCAACAAUGAAUUUGUCGCUUCCAAGUCCGGCGAGAAGUUCGCCACCAUCAACCCUUCAAAUGAAGCGGAAAUCACCUCGGUCUAUGCUGCGGGUGAAGAAGACGUGGAUAUUGCUGUGAAGGCUGCCCGGAAAGCCCUCAACCACCCGUCAUGGAAGUUGUUGCCUCCGACUGAACGGGGCACCCUGAUGUUGAAGCUGGCCGACUUGGUCGAGCAGCACAAGGAGACGCUUGCCACCAUUGAAACGUGGGACAAUGGCAAGCCAUACUCCGUUUCGUUGAACGAUGACCUGGGAGAGGUUGUUGGCUGCCUCCGGUACUAUGCUGGAUACGCCGACAAGGUCCAUGGUCAGACUAUUAGCACCACCCCGGCCAAGUUUGCCUAUACUCUUCGUCAGCCAAUUGGUGUCGUGGGUCAGAUUAUCCCCUGGAACUUCCCUCUCGCGAUGGCUGCCUGGAAGUUGGGUCCUGCCUUGGCCUGCGGAAACACCGUGGUUCUGAAACCGGCUGAGCAGACUCCGCUCAGUGUUCUCUAUCUUGCCAACCUCAUCAAGGAGGCCGGUUUCCCGCCAGGUGUUGUCAACAUCCUGAACGGCCUUGGACGCGUAGCUGGAAGUGCGCUCGUGACCCACCCCGGGGUGGACAAGGUUGCCUUCACAGGUUCGACGUUGACUGGCCGCGAAGUUAUGAAGUUGGCUGCAGGCACCCUGAAGAACAUUACGCUCGAGACAGGUGGCAAAUCUCCCCUGGUCGUCUUCAGUGAUGCCGAUAUCGACCAGGCUGCCAAGUGGGCGCAUGCGGGUAUCAUGUACAACCAAGGACAGGUUUGCACCGCCACCUCUCGUAUCCUGGUGCACGAGUCCGUCUAUGACAAGUUCGUGGCGCUCUUCAAGGAAGCCGUGGCCAACACCAGCAAGGUGGGCGAUCCCUUUGCCGACGACACCUUCCAGGGUCCCCAGGUCACCAAGGCCCAAUACGACCGCGUGCUCUCCUAUAUCGAAGCUGGAAAGUCCGAAGGAGCGACCCUGGUGGCCGGUGGCGAGCCGUUCAAGAACGUCGGCGACGGCAAGGGUUUCUUUAUCGCGCCCACCAUCUUCACCAACGUCAAGGAUAACAUGCGGAUCUACCGGGAGGAGGUUUUCGGACCAUUUGUCGUGAUUUCCAGCUUCUCAGAGGAGGACGAGGCUGUGAGACGGGCCAACGAUACGACCUAUGGACUGGGCGCUGCCCUGUUCACCAAGGACAUUGAGCGUGCACACCGGGUUGCGUCGGAGAUCGAAGCGGGCAUGGUCUGGAUCAACAGCAGCAACGACAGCGAUAUCCGGGUGCCUUUCGGGGGUGUGAAGCAGAGCGGAAUUGGGCGCGAACUUGGCGAGGCCGGUCUGGAGGCCUACUCACAGAUCAAAGCGGUCCAUGUCAACUUGGGAACGAAGCUGUAG